UGUGGUAAACCUGUGGCUUUGGAGGCGCUGGAGGUUUGGAGACCCUGUGCAGCUACAAACGUUAUUCGGUCAGUGAUCCAGUCGGGAUUACGGUAAAUCGGCGGCUUUCUGCUUUCCUGUGUGUGAGCGUCAUUACGGUAACGCUGCGAGGCUACCGGGUGUCAAACAUGGCGUUGUCCUGUUCGAGCCUGUGUAACCAUUUGUCUUUGGUCCGACUGUGUGGUCUCAGGACAAACAGGACAACAAGUGGGCUUUAUUCUCCAUAUGUGUCCUGUCAGUCCAGGUUGGCCCUAUGUAGACACUACUCAUCAUCGAAAGUGAGACGAGGUAUUGGUCGAUAUGUCACCUCCAGGCUUCAGUGGGCAAAUAGCAAAUAUGAAGGUUUCCUGCAAAGGAGAUUCCCCCGCUUUUACCUGCUCUACCAUACUUUUGUGGAAGGAUUCAAAUUACUGUUCCAAGAUACCAAAGAGGUGAGGAGGAUAAAAGCAAAGAUGUCCACUGGAGUAAAGUUCCAGGAUUUGCCCUACAGAGAGAUGGAAAAACUCAGACAGUUUCGCAGAAACAUGAUCAAAGCCAUCCCGCUGGUGAUGAUAUCCAUCCCCCCCUUUGCCAACUACCUGGUUUUUGUCUUGAUGUACUUUUUCCCCCGCCAGCUCCUGAUCCCUCACUUCUGGACUCCCAUGCAGCAGGUAGAGUUUCGGGGAGUGUAUAAUUCGCUCAGGGCACGGCACCACUGGCCGGUGCUCAAAGGGCUUGAGUAUUCGAGCAGUAAGGUCAAAGACGGUCAGCUACAGACUCGCCUUAAAGACCUGUGCACUAAAGUGCAAAAUGGAGCGACUCCUAAAGUGUCUGAAAUCCUUGCUGUUCGAAGACUGUUUUCUGGACCCCCUCUGGGCAUGAAGAGGAUGCGCGUGCAUCACAUGAGGCACAUCAGCCCCCUGCUCUUCCUGACGCCUCGCCUCCCAGGUUUCCUGAUAGGCCGGCGGCUGAACAGCCACGCCCUCGAGCUGCUGCAGCUGGACCGGGCCCUCAGCAGGCUGGGCCCUCACCAGCUCAGUGACUCUGAACUCAAACAGGCUUGUUAUUUAAGAGGGCUCAAUUCUGAUAAUCUUGGCAUCAACCAGUGUCGUGAGUGGUUAUCCCAGUGGCUUCAGGUGUCCUCCUCAUUGAAAGAGUCAGAGGUGUCACUGCUUUUGCACACCAUGGUAUUUCUCUCUGCCAACUACCCAACUGGUAUCAAAUGGUCCCGCUGACAGGAAGCCGGACACAGUCUGCAUUUGUGAUUACGUUCUCAUUUGUGCACUGAGCAGCACAACAUCCUAAGAGUUGUCAACAUCUCCCUUUUGCCAAGUAAAAAACAUGUUUAAACUGUUCUUGGCAAGAUUUUUGGGUUUCAAAAGAAAAAAAAAACUGCCCGCCCAAAGCUCAAAGUAGGUCUGCCAUAAAGACAACGAUCCUGUUAAUUCUAGACACUGUGGCGUUGUCGUAUUUGUAAAUUAAAGUUCUUGUCUUAGCUAUGAACAUCUCUACUCAUUUGAAGUGACGAAUACAAAUACAAGUACAUACACAGUAAACAGAAUUUCAUUUGAAACAACAUGGUGACUAUGGAGUGGUGCGGGAUUCUGCUUUACACAAGAUUUAUUUUGGCUUAAAAAUCUUGCUUAGUGCAGUGAAACUAAUUGUGAUGCACUGAACUAUAUUUAGUGGUGAUGUUGAGGUAAUAUGAUUGCCUGUUGCUGUAUCUCAAGCUUGUUCACAUUUUAAGGCACAGACUCGUCAUCUGUUUACUUCUAAGCUAACACAAAUUCUUACAAAGCUACAAAGACAGGAAGAUUUUGUGAAGUGAAAGUUCAGCAGAACUUUCUGGUCUGUUCAUGUCUUUGCUCGAGGAAUGGUGCAAUUGCUCUGACACAUUCCAUUCAUAAAAAUACAGAUACAGGAGAUAGCUUUUGUGUGAGCAUACUUAUACAUAUUUGUUCACAUCAAACAUGUACUGUAUUUUCUCAUACCUUACUUUGUGCUCUGCUCUUACUUUUUUUUUUAAAAUGCGGAUAAUGCUGGUCACGUAAACACGUAAAGAGGCAUUUAAUGGAAAUAGUCUUGAUGAAAGGAACAACUGGUCAACAUCACGAAGCAGUAGAUUACACACAGGCUCCUAGAUAGACACUUAGGUGACUCAGCUGCAAAAACUUCCCGGCUUGUUGUGUGGGUGGAGGAGCUAAAUUCGUUCUAGAUGAAUAUCGCUCUCUUAAACCUUCUUGAAGAUGCAGCACAGAAGUUGCUGUCUGAAAAAAAAGCUGUUAUGGCACUUUAUUGUUUACUUGAUGUUUUCAAGCUUUGGAGGCCGAAUGACAUUAACUUAUCUUGGCGAGACCACAUGAGCACAACAUUUAAUUCAAGCUUUUUGCCUGUUUCAGGGUGACAGUUUUUCAAAGAGGAACUGCACAUCCCUUGUGCUGGUGUUUGUUGUGAACUAUCAAGUAGGAAAUGUCAUUUGUUUCCUGUGCCUUUCACAAGAACUGGCACAAUACAUCUGAAAUAUGAGUUGUAAAACUUAUAUUCUGUUAAUGAAUUUUUCUUUCUUUUUUUUUUAAAUAUGUGAUAUUAUUUGCUCAAGUUUUGAAUGUUGUGCUGCUGUGCCAAUAUUAUAUACACUGUCAUGGAUUUGUGUCUGAAAUAAAUACCUAUUUGGUGCA
Seriola aureovittata is the source of this 2696-nucleotide messenger RNA. RefSeq names its product LETM1 domain containing 1 (gene letmd1). Gene Ontology annotation, biological process: intracellular monoatomic cation homeostasis. Bases 168 to 1253 code for a protein of 361 amino acids. Gene Ontology annotation, cellular component: mitochondrial inner membrane. The transcript is spliced from 9 exons. Gene Ontology annotation, molecular function: ribosome binding. The record is from RefSeq and is a predicted model, not a curated record. Lineage: Eukaryota; Metazoa; Chordata; Actinopteri; Carangiformes; Carangidae.